This is a messenger RNA of Ostrea edulis (European flat oyster), 1378 nucleotides long. RefSeq lists its product as uncharacterized. Lineage: Eukaryota; Metazoa; Mollusca; Bivalvia; Ostreida; Ostreidae. The transcript is spliced from 3 exons. The coding region runs from base 895 to 1281 and encodes 128 amino acids. The record is from RefSeq and is a predicted model, not a curated record.
CUUGGGAGAGCCCUAUUUUUUUAAAUGUGGCAUAUACAUGAUAUUCAUUUACAAUUACAUGAGCAUGUAGGAGUUAUAUUUUGGGCACACAUGGAAUACAUAAAUGCAAAGAAAAUGAAACAUCUCCAAGUUGUGUGUUUAUAGAUGUUAUUAUAAAAUCACGUUGUGAAAUAGCAGAGGAAAAGUGGGUUGAAUACAAAUUUAAUUUGCCAUAUUUUUUCACUUACCAAACGAAAUUAUAAUCUCGUCCACGUUGAAUGCAUCCAUCGAAUCCCUCUUCUCAGAAGAAACUUUGUUUAAACUCUCAAUGACUACAUAAACAGUAUUGAAACUCGCAGCACUCAGAGUCGCGUCGGACAUCACGAUCACGCUACAUCAACAACUUUGUAAAAUUGUUUACGUAGCGCAGCUAUGCAUGGUCGUGAGGUAAAAAGUGCCAUUCUGCACGGACGAAACAUUUGGUCCACUAUUAUUACAUUGACGUAUUCCUAAUCUAAACUAUGGCCAACUGUCUCUAUCUUUCGUCGAGACGACCCCCUCAAUCAUCGAGUCAGUCACAGCAACAACUUGUACUUUCGGAACCCCUUUAUGUUUUUCAACUACUCUAUGACGGUGUACGGAAUUCCGGAAAAUAAAUUCACGUGAAUAUACACGAUUUUUACUGAUCACGUGAUUGCUAUCCGUCUCUACCUUAAGCCAUAUCAAAUUUCUCUGGUGUAGCAUACCUCAUAAAACCAAAGUUGUUUCCAAUAAAAUGUUAAGGAAGUUUCUUUUGCAUGGUUUUUUUUUUUUUGUAUCUACACACACAGAUAUGAUACUACUGACCACAGAGAAUCCCCAUCAGACGACUUCCUGUUUGUUCACCAGACAGCAUGGCAAAGACGUCUUCUGAGCAUGUAUGGGACAGAUACUUGCAUCAUGGAUGCCACAUAUAAGACCUCCAAAUAUGCACUCCCUCUGUUCUGUAUAUGUGUUCAGACUAAUGUUGGGCAUUCCAUGUGUGGUUCCUUCAUGGUUUCCACAGAGAGUAAAAAAGCAAUCCAUGAGGGUUUGAUGAAAUUUAAGGAAUGGAACCCAGGAUGGGCUCCUAAGUAUUUCAUCACUGACUAUGAUGAAAGAGAAAUUCAGGCAGUUGAGGAAAUUUUUGAAGAAUGUACUGUAUACCUCUGCUCUUUUCAUCGGGAACAACCGUGGAUACGUUGGUUGAAACAAAUUGCACAUGGGCUUGGUUCAAAUCAAGAUGAGAUCAUUGAAUUGAUGAGAAGAAUAGCUAAUGAUUGAUUCAGAAAAUGAAUGUAAAGAAGCUGUGGACAGACUGAAAGAACAUCCUCAUUGGCAAAGUAACCACCGGAUGCAAAAGUGGUUUGACAAACAGUGG